UCUGAGGGGGACAGCGGCCGCCAUUUUGUGCGGCGCCAGCGGAGGGCAGGAGGCCGGCGCGCGGCCGAGGCGGUGAGGGUCUCCCAGAGGCACCGCUCCCUUCCCCGGCCGUAACUUCCAGCAAAGAUGUCGGAGUAUAUCCGGGUGACAGAGGACGAGAACGAUGAGCCCAUCGAGAUCCCCUCAGAGGACGACGGCACCGUUCUGCUGUCCACAGUGACGGCCCAGUUCCCCGGGGCAUGUGGGCUGCGCUACAGGAACCCAGUGUCACAGUGCAUGAGGGGGGUCCGGCUGGUGGAAGGCAUUCUGCACGCCCCCGAGGCCGGUUGGGGAAACCUGGUCUAUGUGGUUAAUUAUCCCAAAGAUAACAAGAGAAAAAUGGAUGAAACAGAUGCAUCAUCAGCUGUCAAAGUGAAACGAGCAGUACAGAAGACUUCAGAUUUAAUAGUGUUGGGUCUUCCCUGGAAAACCACUGAACAAGACUUAAAAGAAUAUUUCAGUACAUUUGGAGAAGUUCUGAUGGUGCAGGUUAAGAAGGACAUUAAAACUGGCCACUCCAAAGGCUUUGGCUUUGUUCGGUUUACGGAUUAUGAAACCCAGGUGAAAGUCAUGUCUCAGCGGCACAUGAUAGAUGGAAGGUGGUGUGACUGUAAACUGCCCAAUUCUAAGCAAAGUCCCGACGAGCCCUUGCGCAGCAGGAAGGUGUUUGUUGGGCGCUGCACUGAGGACAUGACGGCAGAUGAACUCCGGCAGUUCUUUGCCCAGUAUGGGGAAGUGGUAGAUGUCUUCAUUCCUAAACCCUUCCGAGCUUUCGCUUUUGUUACGUUUGCAGAUGAUCAGGUUGCCCAGUCUCUUUGUGGAGAGGACUUGAUCAUUAAAGGAAUCAGCGUACAUAUAUCCAAUGCUGAACCUAAGCACAAUAGCAAUAGACAGUUAGAGAGAGGUGGAAGGUUUGGUGGUAAUCCAGGGGGCUUUGGGAACCAGGGGGGGUUUGGCAACAGCAGAGGAGGUGGGGGAGGCCUGGGUAACAACCAGGGCAGCAACAUGGGUGGAGGAAUGAACUUUGGGGCCUUUAGCAUCAACCCUGCCAUGAUGGCAGCGGCGCAGGCAGCGCUGCAGAGCAGCUGGGGCAUGAUGGGCAUGCUGGCCAGUCAGCAGAACCAGUCGGGGCCGUCGGGGAACAACCAGCCGCAAGGCAACAUGCAGCGGGAGCAGAACCAGGGCUUUAGUUCAGGCAGUAACUCCUAUGGUGGCUCCAACUCGGGGGCAGCCAUAGGCUGGGGCUCAGCCUCCAACGCAGGCUCCAGCAGCGGGUUUAACGGAGGCUUUGGCUCCAGCAUGGAUUCCAAGUCGUCAGGCUGGGGAAUGUAGACGCAGUGGGCUCUGAUACUGAGUCUAUGGUGGGAAAUGAAAUUUUUCUAACUCCUGGUAAGUAUCCUGUAAAUUACAUAUAUACUACAGUUUCCAAAUCCCUUUGUUCAGUGUGCACUAUAGUCAGCAGUAUUUUUGACAUUUUUCUUUUUUAAAAAAAAUAAGGAAGAUUUAAAAAAAAAAAUGAAAUAUAAAAGGAGUUUUAUAGGUUUUGUUACAUUUCUUGUUGGGAUACUGAAUGUUUGGAAGUGGACUGCUGUUUGCCCCCUAGGUGAACUAACACUACAGUCAAUAGGAAAGGUUUCUCUUGUAAUACUUUAUCCUUUGUUUCCUGGCUACCUGAAUUCUUUGCAUGUUCAAAAUGGAAACCAUUGGUCAGAAACAGCAUUCUCUCCCUCUUGUUUUUACUUUGAUCCCACCAUAAGACUCUCCAAGUGCCCCAGCUGGAGAACAUAGUGUCGUUUUUGUUCUGUUUGUGUUUUGGUUUGUUUUGUUUGUGUUUUUUUUUUAACACUGUCUCCCCUCCAUACUAAAGUACGAUAUGAAGGCUUCAUUUAAUCUCCGCAGUUCAUCUCAUUUCAAAUGUGUAUGGAAGAAGCACUUCAUUGAAAGCAGUGCUGUAAAUAUUCUGCCUUAGGAAUACUUCUGUCUACAUGCUUUCUCAUCCAAGAAUACUUCAUCACACCGCACAUGCUGCGUCUUAGACGGUGGGUGUUCCAUUUUUAUCCGCUACUCUUUAUUUCAUGGAGUCGUAUCAACGCUGUGAACGCAAGGCUGUGAGAUGGAACCAGAAGGCUGUUUGAACUUUUGAAACCUUGUGUGGGAUUGCUGGUGGUGCCGAGGCAUGAGAGGGCUGGUAUGUGCGAGGUAAAGGAGAGAGCGCAUGCAGAGACCUGGUGGUGCGUUCUGGGGUUUUAUUUUCCUUGGCGAGAUGUCUCUCAAUCCUGUGGCUUUGAUGCGAGAGUGUGGAGAGCAAUGAUAGCAAAUCAAGUACGAGUGUUUCUGGCAUUCGAAGGACAUCCAGAUGUGGAAGACUUUCAGUGGGUUUUAUACCUAGUUAACCGAUUAGUUGAAUGUGUUAUGUGAAAUGAAUCUUUGUAUUUUUUUUCCCUUAUGUCAACUGCUGUGAAUGCUGUAUGGUGUGUGUUUUUUUUCUGUUAAUGAUCUGUAAGUGUGGUAAUGUGAACUGAAGAUGAUGGGGUUGGUGAUGAGAACAUUGAGCUUGUGGUGUGCUUUGCAGUAGCUCUUGGAGCAGAGAUCACUAGCGAGCUCAGUGUUGCCUCUUCAGGGUGGAAGUUCCACUGUCUGUAAGAUAUCCAUAAGAAUGCUGUUUGCUGCAGUUUCGUGUUUGGAUGCUUUUUAUAAGAUUUGUCACUGUAGGAAAUUCUUAAAUAAAACUGGUUUAAGUAAUAUGUGUCUUUGUUUUGCAGCCCUGAAUGCAAAGAAUUCAUAGCAGUUAAUUAAUUUUUACCCUUUUGAGAGGAACUUCUGUAAAGCUUUUUGCAGUAACUGGUUUGUUUCAGAUAAGCAUGCUCUAAAAGGUGACAAGUCAAACGGAGCCACCGCUCAGCACGUGACCCCCCCACCUUUACCCCACUGUGUUUUUGCAGUGUUCAGUGACUCCCAUUUACCUAAAAUCCAGUUCCCACACCUAGAAUGGUAAGCAGCUCCCUCCAAAUUGCAUCUGCACUGAGGAACGUUACUUAUUCUUGUGGGAGUCAAGUUCCUCAUCCAGAAGCGGGUUGGGGGACACAAACAGUAUCAAGAUCUGUUGCUGCCCACAGCCUCCCCUCUGGGGAUGUGUGCUUUUAAUCUGUUUUUAGGCCAGUCCACCCACGGGAAGCAGGGUUCUGCAACACUUGUCAGCCCAGGAGAAGCUAUAAACUCAUGCUAAAGCUAGUCCCAGGAAAGACUUUUCAGCUGAAUAAAGCAUUAGUCAGUGUACAGAGACUCUGGUUGAAGUCUUAAUCUGGAAAACCUAAGUGUAUUGGAGGUGCUGAAGUGUCAGCUAACAGGCAGCUUUUAACAAAGCAGGAUGUUCCUGCAGAAACUCGUGGAAGAUUUAUUUCCACUGGCAGUAGGAGCUUGAGGAAUUGUGUAAUCUGUUUGAGCUCAAAACCCACCAAAGCACGAUGUAUGUUUUUUAUACACCAUACUAUGAGGUGCUAAAGUUGUGAUAUUUGGAUAUUUCCCAGUUUUAGCCCAUUAAACUUCACAAGUGUUAGCUUCACUUACUGCACGUUACACUGAGGUGUUUGUGAGCAGGGAGACCAUCCCAACAGCAGAUAAAACUGCGCUGCUGUGAGUUUUCAUUAACAAA
This is a messenger RNA of Dryobates pubescens (Downy woodpecker), 3691 nucleotides long. RefSeq names its product TAR DNA binding protein (gene TARDBP). The record is from RefSeq and is a predicted model, not a curated record. Gene Ontology annotation, biological process: regulation of gene expression. Gene Ontology annotation, molecular function: RNA binding. The coding region runs from base 127 to 1371 and encodes 414 amino acids. The transcript has 6 exons. Gene Ontology annotation, cellular component: nucleoplasm. NCBI's taxonomy places the organism in Eukaryota, Metazoa, Chordata, Aves, Piciformes, Picidae.